UUUCUAUUAAAACACAGAAGAAAAAAAACUCUCAGCUUGCGAAAAGUUGCGAGUUCAUUCACAAAGUUCGAUGAAAAACAGCUGUAGUCGUUUCGUAAAAGUAUUGAAUGAUGAACAAAUUUUCAUUUUCAUUCUCUCUUCGAUCGUUUGCCUGCUCGCUUGUUCGCCCCAAAUAAUCAUUCUCAAGUUUAUGAAUGGUAAGGAAAAAUAGAGGAAUUUCCUGGCAAUUAUCCAAAAAAAAAGAUAUUCUUUUUUCAAACAUUAAAUUGUGUUAUUCUUAUCAUUUGAAACAAAAAUUUCUCGCGCGUUCGACCGUCAUCUCUUUUUUAAGUGAGCGAAAAAAGAAAAUUAUUCAGUCUCUCGGUGGUUUUUGACUCGUUCCGAUGUGUCUGCUAGACAUUAAAGUGUAAAAAAAGUUAUAAUUUCUAUUAAAAAAUAAAAUUAAAGCCUGAACAAGAAGAAAAAAAUUUUUGAUAAAAAAUAUUAUAUCAAAAAAUUCGAAUCCGAAUGAAUAACAACGGGAAUAACAGUAAUUUAAAACUUCACUACAAUCUAUAUCACUCAACAGCACAUGGAAUUUGCUGUGAAUUAUCCAUGCGCAAAGAUGAAGAAGCAGAUAAAAAUACAGCAGACAUCAAACGUCAAACGGUUGAAUUUUUAUUUGCUGCCAAUAGUCAAAAAAUUCCAACACUCCCAGGAAAUGCUCUCGAUAAGUUUAUGAAUGUCACUACAUUAAAUCUAAUUAACGUUAGUCUGAGCACCAUAACAUAUCGACAUUUUAAGGAUAUGGUUCAGCUCAAGUAUCUCGAUUUGUCAUGCAAUAAAUUGAGAAAAUUGCCACGUAAAUUAUUCAAAGAAUGUGAAAAUCUGACAGAUAUUUCGUUUACAAAUAAUCAGAUAAUGGAAAUAGAUGAAUCUGCAUUUCAAGGACUAGCAAAUUUAAAGCGACUUAGUCUUCGCAAGAAUUCCCUAACCGAGUUUUAUCCAAAUACAUUUGCAGAUCUAGACAAACUGGAGUCAUUGAUGUUGGAAAACAAUAGCAUUUACUCAAUUAAUGACGUAAUCUUUAGAAACUUAAAGAACCUUAACAAGCUAGAUUUGAAGACAAACAAAAUAUUCAGAAUCCAGCCAGACUCAUUUAAAAAUUUAAUCAACCUUAAGUCACUAUCAUUAGAAGAGAAUAUGCUGACGAUAAUCCAUUGUCAGCUUUUACAAACAACAACACUUUUAGAAUCACUAAAUUUAUCGAGAAAUAGUCUUUCAAAGAUACACAAUUCAGCCUUCCUAAAAUUGGCAUCGAUUCAAAAUUUGUAUUUAAACAACAAUGAAAUUACGGGAAUAAGUGUCGAUUUAUUUCGUCACCAGAAAUGUCUCAGAGAGCUCUACAUGCAAUCUAAUAAAAUUUGUCAAAUCAUGUCGGGAGCGUUUAAGGGAUUAAAUAACAUUCGAGUCAUUAAUUUGUCGGAGAAUGCAAUCAGCUCAUUACCCGAGAAUCUAUUUUUGCUCACAAAUACGCUUAAGAAGCUGAACCUUAAUAAUAAUUGUAUAGAAGAGAUUUCGGGGAAGCAAUUUAGAAGCUUGUUGUCAAUUGAGGAUAUCGACUUGUCGGUCAAUAAGUUGAAGAGGAUUCAUGCUGAGACAUUCGAAAAUACAUCAAAAUUAAAGAAGCUGGAUUUGUCGUGCAAUGAAAUUGCAAUUUGCUAUCCAGAAGCAUUUAUUGAGCUUGAGAAUGUCAAUACAAUAUCAAUGACAUCCAACAAAUUGAUGAGAGUCCCAAACUUCCAAGAUCUUCAGAAUCUAGUCACCCUAACCAUCUCCGAAAAUAAAAUCACAUCAAUUCCACCCGGCAACUUUAAAAAUCUUUUCAGCCUUAAAAAAUUAGACUUGAGUCACAAUGAAAUUGAGGAUAUAGAUGACUUGGCAUUUGAAUAUUUAGUCGAUCUAAAGGACCUUGACCUUAGUUACAACAAAAUUGCAUCUUUAACUGAGGAUGUAUUCAAGCCUGUUUUAAAAUUGGAAGUGCUCACAUUAGAGAAUAAUUUACUGCAACGUCUCGAGACGGAAACAUUUAAAUGUCUUAAAAAUCUGAAAUAUCUUCAUCUGACUGACAACUACAUUGAGUUUAUUGAGGAAAAGUUUAAAGACGAACUCGUGAAUUUGAAGCAAUUUAAUGCGACCAAUAAUGUCUGUGUGAGUCAAGAUUUUCGUAAUAUGGCAGAUGUGAUGGGAUUUCGGUGUACUUAUUGGUAUUAUCCACAUACGAGGCACGGUGACUCGUGUAAAAUUUCAAUUGCACAUGAGAAUCAAGUGACUAUUAAUCCACAACAUCUCCGUGAAGAGAAUAUUAAAUAUUUACAUAUCAAAGCUGACAAUUAUCGUACCAUUCCGAAAUAUAUUCAUCGCUUCCAAAAUCUUUCGAUUGUGAAUCUUGAGCAAGCUGGAAUUAGGGAAAUAUCAUCUGAAUUAUUCUCAGAAUUCGUGCAUCUUAAGGUUCUCAAUCUUAGUGACAAUAAACUUAAAAUAAUUCCUGCAAAAAUCGCUAGACGGUCACUGGAGCUUAAAGAGAUCAAUCUUGAGAAUAAUUUAAUAGAAAAAAUCGACAAGGAUGCCUUUAUUGGUCCCGGGAACUUAGAAACUCUUAAUCUCAGCAACAAUGACUUAUCAAACCUUCAUUGGGAAACUUUCCGACCAUUAAAGCAACUCAAAAGUCUCCUCAUAGACAACAAUAAAAUCACAAUCGUUUGCAAUAAACAAUUUGCGACCCAAUCAGCACUUGAGGAACUAAAUCUUAGCCAUAAUAUAAUUUUCUCAUUGCAUCCAGACUCGUUUAAAAAUUGCAAGAAUCUUAAGAUCUUGUACUUAAAUGAUAAUCGCCUUAAGAGCUUCUCAUCCGAAUUGUUUCAAGCCUCAACAAAACUCACAAAAUUAGACUUAAGUAAGAAUCAUUUAAGGAACAUCAAUAAUGAGUCAUUUAGGACAUUAUCGAACCUCAAGAUCUUGAAUCUUAAAAAUAAUGAAUUAUGUGAGCUACAAGCCGAUACGUUCCUUAAACUUAAUCUACAAGAGCUGAAUCUACAAUAUAAUAAAAUUGAUGAUUUCUAUCCGGAUGCGAACACAUUCUUGUCGCUGUCCAAAAAUAUAUCAACUUUAAAUAUUGCAGAUAAUAAAUGUACGGCAGACAUGAAUGCUCAAAAUAUUUUUAAGUCAAUGAGCAAAUUGAAAAAUUUGAUUCUUUAUGUGUAACAGAUUUGCAGCUAUAAUUAUAAUGAUGAUAAGUUUAUAAACAUACAUGCGGAUACUUUCAUUGAAAAAUAAAAAAAAAAAAAUGAUGAAAAAUUACUAAAGGC
Molecule: messenger RNA, 3347 nt
Organism: Chironomus riparius
Lineage: Eukaryota; Metazoa; Arthropoda; Insecta; Diptera; Chironomidae
Source: the annotation of a GenBank genome assembly